AUGUCUCUCACGAAUUGUCGAUUCUAUGAGGACAAGUAUCCCGAGGUGGAUAGCUUCGUCAUGGUCAAUGUCAAGCAGAUCGCCGAGAUGGGCGCAUACGUGAAGCUGCUUGAAUAUGACAACAUCGACGGCAUGAUCCUGCUCUCAGAACUUUCCCGCAGACGUAUUCGCAGUAUUCAGAAGCUCAUUCGCAUUGGGCGCAAUGAGGUUGUUAUCGUACUCCGUGUUGACAAGGAGAAAGGUUACAUUGAUCUCUCAAAGCGCCGUGUCUCCCCCGAGGAUGUGAUCAAGUGCGAGGAGCGGUACAACAAGAGCAAGGCAGUGCACUCUAUCAUGCGCCAUGUCGCAGAGGCAACUCAGACUCCCCUCGAGAACCUAUACGAGACCAUCGGGUGGCCCUUGAACCAGAAAUACGGCCACGCGCACGAUGCCUUCAAGAUUUCCAUCACAAACCCCUCUGUUUGGGAUGAGAUCACUUUCCCCAGCGAUGCCGUCAAGAAGGAACUGCAGCAAUACAUCAGCAGCAAGCUUACCCCCCACCCUACCAAGGUCCGUGCCGAUAUCGAGGUCACCUGCUUCGGCUACGAUGGAAUCGAUGCCGUCAAGGAUGCCCUUCGUACCGCUGAGGCCGACAACACCCCCGAGAACCAGAUCAAGGUCAAGCUGGUGGCUCCUCCUCUCUACGUCUUGGCCAGCCAAUGUCUUGACAAAACCCACGGCAUCAAGAUGCUGGAGGCAGCAAUUGUGAAGAUUGAAGAGCGGAUCAAGGCCAACGGCGGUACCUGCACCGUGAAGAUGGCACCCAAGGCUGUUACCGAGCACGAUGAUGCCAUCCUGCAGGAGCUUAUGGAGAAGCGUGAGCGUGAGAACAUGCAAGUCAGCGGAGAUGAGGAUUCGGAGAGUGAUGACGAGUAA
Molecule: messenger RNA, 915 nt
Organism: Penicillium paradoxum
Lineage: Eukaryota; Fungi; Ascomycota; Eurotiomycetes; Eurotiales; Aspergillaceae
Product: translation initiation factor eIF2 subunit alpha
Exons: 4
Coding region: 1-915 (304 amino acids)
Cellular component (GO): eukaryotic translation initiation factor 2B complex; eukaryotic translation initiation factor 2 complex; multi-eIF complex
Molecular function (GO): translation initiation factor activity; RNA binding; ribosome binding
Source: RefSeq, a predicted model, not a curated record